Messenger RNA from Zeugodacus cucurbitae (melon fly), 3332 nucleotides. RefSeq names its product myb-like protein AA. Bases 351 to 3176 code for a protein of 941 amino acids. NCBI's taxonomy places the organism in Eukaryota, Metazoa, Arthropoda, Insecta, Diptera, Tephritidae. The record is from RefSeq and is a predicted model, not a curated record. The transcript has 4 exons.
UCAACACGCGUUGCCUUAACAACGGCCCAAACAAAAACAAACAAUAAACCCAUUUCUCUUGAGCAUUUUAGUGGUGGAAGCCGUGGAAAAAAGCGUUAAGUAAUGUCCUGCUCGUAUGUGCAUUGUGAGUAAUUGCCUGCAGGUACGCAGAAAUAGACAACGUUUGGCUUAAUCGUCGCAAUCGGAGGGGGUAAAUGUGCUCAGCGCAUGUUGUCAACUUCGAAUAGUUGGUCACAACAAAUUGUCAAAUUUUCAGUUGUACAGUGACAGUUGAACGGUUAAGUGGAUUUUCGUCUACACGAAGACACCAAUUUUGCCAUAUUCUGCUCUCAAGCACGCGGAGGACCUUAAUGCAGUUGUUGUGGAGCAACAUGUAUCCCCAAUCAGAGUUGGAUAAUUACAAGUUGCAAGUGGAUUUGCUGCAGGAAAAGCUUAAACAAAGUGAGGAUAACCGCCAACAAUUGCAAAAAGAGCUUCAGCAGAUUUUGCAGCGACGCAGUGAACACGAUAAGUCUGUACGCACCAAAAUCCGACAAAAGUACCAAAGCUUUCUGGACGAACAGGAGCGCCGUAAUGAGCGCAAUAAAAUGCUGAUGCAAAUGAUCGAGCGCAUCGAUCAGCAAACGACAGCGUUAUCAGCGCGUAGCGAGCGACUUAAAAUGAUGAAGCUGCAAUAUGAACGUUACUUCGCCAAACUAAUGCAAGCUCAACCGAUGCGCUGCAUACCAAAUGCUGCGCCAACAACAAGAUUCACGGCAGAAGCUACUCCCAUAACAGCUAUGACAGCGCCCACACAGAUACCAGUGCUACUGCCCGCCGUGGCCGCACAACCGCCAACUACAGCGCCAUCUAUGGACGCACUCAGUGGUUUGAAGAGUGAGAGAACAACAGGCUCGAUGCCAGCAACCGCUACAAUACAACAAGUCGCUGGUCAUUUGGAAGCCACGACAGAAGCACAGUCAACAGCUCUCACGCCACGCAUGUGGACUUUUGCAAUGGCGACACCGACUCCGGCCGGACUGUUGCUCAGCGGAGCGCCGACUACGACAAUGGUUGGUGGUCACGGUGCUCUACCAACGACGACUACACCAUUUGAAUUUUUGCAGUAUCCACUUGGUUAUGGACCGAUGAUGCAGCAGCCGCCGAUUUGUCAGCAAAUUCCAUACGCUACAGCUACUCCAACUGGUCCUUCGAUGGUAUUCGGAAACCGGAGCGAAGUACCACAGGGCUCCAAUGUUGACUUGAAGGAGAAAGAUCAGAGUGUUCUGAAAAACUAUGGACUCACUGAUAACACAGUACCAACCGCAGAAGCUGCGACUUCUACAGAAUUUCCCUCUAUAGUAGAGUCGUCAACCGGUGAAAUAUCUAACAAACAAACUGCGACCAUACCGCAUUCUACAAACAGAAUGGAGGAGAAUGCUGAAACUGAAGGAUAUACGCAUUCUUCAGCUCCUACACCUGUAAACCACAAGCAACUAACAUCUAGACAAUCUGCCGAUAAAUUGGCACGGUACCAGUCAGACAAUUCUACAUCGAUGAAAGCUGCUGGAGACAAUCCAGCAACCGUAAUCAGAGAACAGAAUCCCGCUGUCAAUGAAGUUGUGAGCAGUUUGUCCGAGGUUAAGCUGGAGGAUGCCGAUAUUAAGGACGAUAUGAUGUCUCAUACCGACCCGGCAGUAAGCUCCGAAGGACCAAAGAUGAGCGUAAGAUCUUCUUACAACUUUGAACAAUAUAAUAAAAAGUCAACUUCAAAAGAUGAUUGGAAAGAAGGGAAUAUCGCCAAUUUGAGUACAGCUGAGGAGCACAGGCGAAAGAUUGCCGAAAUCGAGCAGCGUUACGGUACAAUUGAUGCUGAAGAAAAUAACGACUACGCUACUAAAAAUAUGGACAACGACAGCAACCAAACUUACACAGGCUUUAAGCGUUUCUCAGAAAUUGUUAAUACAAAGCAUGAGCCAAGCUCCGAAGAGCUACCAACCUCGAAUGAGAAUUUGGACAAUCAAUCAUGGCAAUCGCACACGGGCUCUGUGGAUGAUGCAGCAAUGGCACCUACUUCUAACGUGUCUUCAACUUCGACGCCUAUUUCGAAUUCCAAAAUUGAUAACAUUGAGAAUGCAAUUUAUGGUGAGCUAGUGAAUCCACAGUUGCCCGAAACUGAGGUGACGACCACACGAACAGCAGCACAAGGCUUCUUUACUGAACUACUUGAACAGCAAGAAACACCUUUGGAAGACAACAAAAAUCAGGAAAGCAAACCACAAGAGCAGGAAUACAUAACAAAAGGAGAAAUUGAAACAUCAAAUCUCUCCGGAGACGCGGAUUACGCCAAUUAUAACCCAACUAUUGAAAGUGACAAUACUGGGGGUUUGAAAGCAAAUAACUCCAAAAAUGAGACAAUCGAUUCACAAAAUCAAGUUACUUAUGGCACCUCCAAUCAAGAGCUUUAUCAGCAAACAAACACAUUCACUGCAGAAAGCGCUUACGGUACUGCGGAAUCAGCAAAUACCUACGCCGAGUACCCAACAGAGCAAAAUAUCAAUCCAACUAACCCCACAGACUCCACAUCUGACCAGCAACAGCAUGAAGAACAACCAGACUAUUCACAGCAAGAUUAUGAAAAUUACGAUGCUACACAGUAUGGCAACUACGACCCGAACGCUUAUCCUGGCUACAUCUACGAUGAAACUACCGGCCAAUAUGUGGUCGAUCCACAAUAUGCUGCCGGUGAUGCCAAUAAUGCAGAAGCGAUCUACUCCUCGCAAAAUUACACUGAACCACAAGAGCAACAACAACAGCAAAUGGAAUAUCCGACUGAUCAAGUUCAAGAAAUCAGUUAUACAUAUGAAGACCAAGCUCCAAUCACAACUGAGCAAUCAGCAUUAGACGCCGAAGCAACGCCCGCUGAAGUGACGGAUGUACCGACCUCGCCACCAGCGGCAGUAAACACGGCUGUUACGCCAGCUCCAAAGGUUGUGAAGCCCACCUCAAUUCUAUCGACGACAGAGAAACAUGCCGCGCAGAGUGAUGCCCAGAAGAAGAAGAAGCGCGUGAUUUUCGUGGACAGCAGCGAAACGGAUGAUAGUUCUAGCGUCAAGGCCCCGGCAGCUGGUGCGGCUGCUCCAGGCGGUGAGAGCGACUUUGAUUUUUCAAGUGGUGCAGAGACAUCGGUUGGUUAAAAAUAUACCUACACCAUUUUAUGCCCCAUUUAAUUACUAGACUUAGUACACUUCUGAAAACUUGUUGUUAUUAUAAUUCUAUUAGUUUUUUGAGAAACACAUGAGAGUUCUCCACGUAUGUAUUACUAUUGCACCUAUAAUUACGAAAAUAUGUAA